This is a messenger RNA of Gastrolobium bilobum, 2349 nucleotides long. Its product is annotated as cation/H(+) antiporter 2-like. Gene Ontology annotation, cellular component: endomembrane system; membrane. Gene Ontology annotation, molecular function: antiporter activity. NCBI's taxonomy places the organism in Eukaryota, Viridiplantae, Streptophyta, Magnoliopsida, Fabales, Fabaceae. Gene Ontology annotation, biological process: regulation of pH; proton transmembrane transport. The coding region runs from base 1 to 2349 and encodes 782 amino acids. The transcript has 3 exons. The record is from RefSeq and is a predicted model, not a curated record.
AUGGAUGCCACUAACACCAUGUUAUGUGACAAAGAUCAGCUUGAUCAGCUGGUUAACCCUCUAUGUUCAAUGGGCUUGCAAGUGUCCUGCAUUCUUGUUGUAUCACACUUCUUCAACGUUGUUCUUAGGACUGUGGGUCAACCUGGACCCAUUUCACAACUUCUGGCUGGGUUGGUACUGGGUCCAAUGUCUCAUAUUGAGUAUAUACAAGUUACAUUCUUUCCUGCAAGUUCCAUAAAUUACUAUGAAAUUGUGAGCUUCUUCUGUCGGAUACAUUUCAUGUUCUUAUUUGGGUUAGAGAUGAAUAUUCACUACACACUGCGAAAUCUACGUGUGGUAGGCUUGGUAGCAUGUGGUGGUGCUAUAAUGGGAUGCGUUUUUGGCAUAUCUGUCUCCUUUUAUUUGUAUCAAGAGUUAUAUUCCACUGCCCCCAUGUAUUAUUUUUGUAUGGUCAUUAUGCUAGUGUUAUCAUACACAAGCUCCCCUAUGGUGAUUCGUUUGGCAGCAGAAUUGAGGUUUGCUGCAUCAGAUGUUGGGCGAAUCGCGGUGUCUUCUGCAUGCAUCACAGAAAUGGGAUGCUUGUUGUUCUUUAAUGUGAUGGUUAAUUGGAAAAGAGAAAAUCACAUUUCAACCAGUAUUGGUUGCCUUCUAAAUACUUCCCUGAUGGUUCUUAUAAACAGGUACUUAGCUGUUUGGUUAAAUUCAAGGCAUAGAAACCAGAAGUACCUCAAGGCUCCUGAGUUGUUAGUCAUCCUGUUUCUGCUCAUAACUAGCUCAAUGAUUAUAGAAAUUUGGGGUUACAACAGUAUUUUUCAUUGUUAUGUCAUUGGCUUGCUGUUUCCUAGGGAAGGCAAAACAGCCAGAACAUUGCUGCAUAAACUUGGUUAUUCUAUUUACAACUUUGUUCUUCCAGUAUACUUUGGGUACUUGGGUUUACAAUGUGACCUAAUAAAUGUCUUUGGGAGCUUGGAUAGGACUGCGAAUACAGCCAUAUUGAUAUUGUUGGGCAUUGGGAGCAAGCUUGGAGGUACUCUUAUAGUUUGUCGUUACCUUCAAAUUCCUACAAGUGAAGGAAUUUUUCUUGGCUUUAUAUUGAACACUAGAGGUUAUGCUGAUUUGCUAUUUAUUGGAGCAGCAGCAAAGCAAGUAAUUGUGAAUGCUUACAAUGUAUUGUUAGUAUCAAUAGUAUUGAACACAGUAAUAUCAGGAAUAAUUGCGGCUUUUCUAGCAAGGGGAGAAGAGAAAAUGUUUGCAAACAACCAUACUGCAAUUGAACCGCAGAAAAUGGAGGAUGAGCUUAGAAUCAUGGCUUGUGUAUAUGAUCCUCGUCAAGUAUCUUCCAUACUUGCCGCAGUGCUAGCAAUACAUGGCUCUAGAGCAUCACCAUCUACCACUUAUUUAGUACACCUGAUAGAGCUUGUAAAGAAGAUUAAGUCUACCUUGUUAUACCAUGAAAAAGAGAAUGCUGACCUUAGUGACGAUGAUGACUAUGGUGGCAAUGAUGUGGUGGACAUUAAUAAUGCUCUAGAUGCCUUCACUGCAGAGACAAAGAUUUUGGUCCACCAAAGAAGGGCAGUGUCUGCUUUCACAAGUUUGUAUGAAGAUGUUUGCAAUGAAGCAGAAGAUCUUCAAGUAUCCAUUAUUCUACUUCCCUUCCACAAGCAUCAGAGAAUUGAUGGAAAAUUGGAAAGUGGGAAGGAAGGUGUAAGGAUUACUAACCAGAAGGUUCUUAGACAUGCCCCUUGUUCUGUUGGUGUCAUUGUAGAAAGAGGACUUGCUAGGGUCCCUGGUUUCUCACAACUAGUGGCAUCUGAAGCCAUACAAAAUGUUGCAACACUCUUCUUUGGGGGUCCAGAUGAUCGUGAGGCUAUUGCUUGGAGCCUACGCAUUUCCAAAAGUCCUCGCAUUAACUUAACAAUCAUCAGAUUUUUGCUGACUGCUUCUUCAUCACAGAAUGAACAAAUUGAAAGUGGACAAUCUGAGGAUAAAGAAAUUUUAAUGUCCUUGUCUGGGGAAGAGACCAUUAAUGAGAUUGACAAUACCUUUAUGGUUGAUUUCUAUAAUAGGUAUGUGACUUCUGGCCAAAUUGGAUAUGUUGAAAAGUUUGUGAAGGAUGGAGCAGAAACAGUGGAAUCUUUGAAAGAGAUAGGGGACAUGUACUCUUUGUUUAUAGUAGGCAAGGGGGGUAGAGGACAGAGUUCAUUAACAAUUGGUAUGAGUGACUGGGAAGAGUGUCCAGAACUUGGAACAGUUGGUGAUGUCUUGGCUUCUUCGGACUUUGAUAUUCAUGGCUCAGUUUUGGUCAUUCAACAGCAUAGAGAUGCCAAGAAAGGCCUAAUGCACGAUUAG